AUGCCUUAGAAUUUCCUUUUAAUUAUUUUAAUAGAUAUUUCUUUGUUCUGAUGAUUUGCUGCUGAAUCUUAUGUUAGAAGAAAAAGAUAGUACUUAAGACUUUCUUGCUAGAGCUUUCCUUAAAUAGAGCACAUGCAUAAGAGAAGAAUCCACCAGUCCAAUAAUGCCGAAAGUUUGAGAGUUUUAGCAGAUAGAUGCCUGAAGCUACUUUCCGUACUAUUAUUCGUCAACUUUAUUCUCUGUUUUCAUUCUUUAUAUUCUCCAUCUACUUCCUCUUUGUGGCAUCGGUCUCUUUGCGCUCAAGCAAGAUGAUACAAAUCAAAUAUACUACAAUUAUUUGUUUUCUUCUUUUCUUUAGCCAUUACUGUGCUCCCCAGAAGACCUGUCCAAACUGUGGCUCCAUAGAAGUUCCAUAUCCUCUGAGCACUAAUCCCAAUUGUGGUGACCCAAACUAUCAUCUUCGCUGCAAUUCUCAUUCUCAGAAACUUUAUUUAGAUGGCGCGAACAGAAGUUCUUACCUUGUACUUAGAAUCAUGGCGUCAUAUGAGCGCAUAGUUGUUCAACCAUCACCAUGGGUGUCUGGUACAUGUGUUACACAAGACAUGUUGGUGAGUGGGGGUCUCUGGUUGAACCAGACACUCCCUUUUAAUGUCACUUCAUCCAACACAAUUUUUCUCUUUAACUGUUCACCUAGGCUCUUUCUCUCUCCUCUUAAUUGCACUUCUUCUAGUCUUUGUCACAGUUACUUGGAAAGCUCCGGAAAUGUCGAUAAAAAUCGAUCACUUCAAUGUGCAAGCAGUGUUGACCCCUGCUGCACGUUUGUCGCAGGUGGAAUGCCCUCAGCGUAUAAAAUUAGGCUUCACAGUUCAGGUUGUAAAGCAUUUAGAAGCAUUAUUAAUUUGGAUCCUGAAAAGCCGGUUAGUCAAUGGGAAGAGGGACUGGAGAUUCAAUGGUCUUCUCCACCGGAACCAAUUUGUAAAACACAGCUUGAUUGUUUGGGAGCAUCCAAGUGCUUGCCUUCUGGCGCAAACAGUCCUUUACGCUGCUUUUGCAAUACGGGCUAUCUCUGGGAUCAUGCUCGCGGAAGCUGCAGGAAAAAGAAACAUAACAGGAAAGCUAGCAUCAGUCUUAAGGUCUCGAUAUCAGUUGCAUCUUUUGUCUCUCUUGCUGCAAUCAUCAUAGUAAUUGUGCGCAGGUCCUCCGCAAAUGCUGCAAAGGGAUCAAAGCUUGCGAAAGCCAGAGAAGACAUGUUAAAAUCAAGCAACGGUGGGAAAACUGCAAGGAUGUUCCAGCUGAAAGAGGUGAAGAAAGCAACAAACAGUUUCUCCAAGGAUAGAUUUUUAGGGAGUGGUGGUUUUGGAGAAGUAUACAAAGGUGUUCUUCAAGAUGGAACAGUAGUGGCUAUAAAGUUAGCUAAAGUGGGUAAUGUUAAAAGUACCCAACAAGUCCUUAAUGAAGUUGGAAUACUUUCUCAAGUCAAUCACAAGAAUUUGGUUAAACUCUUGGGUUGUUGUGUAGAAGGUGAACAGCCUCUGAUGAUCUAUGACUACAUUUCUAACGGGACGCUCCAUGACCAUUUACACGGUAAGUAUUCUACGUUUCUGGACUGGAAAACACGGCUGAGAAUCGCUGCACAAACUGCUGAAGCAUUAGCUUAUUUGCAUUCUGGAGCAUACACACCCAUUUACCACAGAGACAUCAAGUCAACUAAUAUACUAUUGGAUGAUGACUUCAACGCAAAAGUUGCGGAUUUUGGUCUAUCCAGACUUGCUCUCCCAGGGCUGAGCCAUGUCUCGACCUGUGCACAAGGUACGUUGGGGUACUUAGAUCCCGAGUACUACCGUAACUACCAGUUAACUGAUAAGAGUGAUGUUUAUAGUUAUGGAGUUGUGUUGCUUGAGCUUAUGACUUCUCAGAAAGCCAUCGAUUUCUCAAGAAAUCAAGAUGAUGUCAAUCUAGCCAUUUACGCGAGCCAGAAAGCGACGAAUAUCAUAGAAGUCGUAGAUCAGCUGCUGCUCGAUAAGAAUUCCUCAGGUAACACACUAGCUAGUAUAGAACUCUUCGCGAAACUCGCCUUUGCUUGUCUGCGAGAGAGGAAGAUCGAUAGGCCUAGCAUGAAGGAUGUAGUUCAGCAAGUUGAAUGCAUAGUUCAAUUAGUAAAUCAGGAAAAAAGUAUUGAAUGAUGUUUAGUGAGUUGAUAGUAUAAGAUAUUGAUACCCUUUUGAGGUAAUUAACUGUUAAAGAUUUUGUAAA
Mercurialis annua (annual mercury) is the source of this 2253-nucleotide messenger RNA. RefSeq names its product wall-associated receptor kinase-like 20. Gene Ontology annotation, biological process: protein phosphorylation. The coding region runs from base 195 to 2183 and encodes 662 amino acids. The transcript has a single exon. Lineage: Eukaryota; Viridiplantae; Streptophyta; Magnoliopsida; Malpighiales; Euphorbiaceae. The record is from RefSeq and is a predicted model, not a curated record. Gene Ontology annotation, molecular function: protein kinase activity; polysaccharide binding; ATP binding.